Girardinichthys multiradiatus is the source of this 3279-nucleotide messenger RNA. RefSeq names its product E3 ubiquitin-protein ligase TRAF7. Gene Ontology annotation, biological process: Notch signaling pathway; ribosomal large subunit assembly. Gene Ontology annotation, molecular function: protein binding. The record is from RefSeq and is a predicted model, not a curated record. Gene Ontology annotation, cellular component: nucleolus. Bases 217 to 2298 code for a protein of 693 amino acids. Lineage: Eukaryota; Metazoa; Chordata; Actinopteri; Cyprinodontiformes; Goodeidae. The transcript has 22 exons.
UCUUAGGAGACAACAUUCCAAAUUUGAAUCGGCAGGUGAGACUUCAAAGAAAACUGGAAACCAUUAUCGGUCUGGAAAAGUCUGAUCGGUGCGUCUCCUAAGGUCUUCUCAGUUCAAGGAUAUGGUAGCAGGACUAAGGCUACGUUCACACUGCAGACCUGGCAGUCCAGCUGGCUGCCUGCGUUUCUGCCUUUAUGUGUGCGUAAGGUCCAGGUUAUGAGCAGCAGUAAAACUCCUCGCUACAACCAGUACUCUGCAGGAGCAGCAGCUGGCGCAUCAUCCAUCUCGAGCAGCCCCUCGUCUCCCCCUGCUGACUCGGGUGUCGGGAGUAUGAUGGAGGCGUCCUUUGGCCCCACCUUUUCAUCCUCUGGAGCUAAAGUUUCAGCGGAGAGCUCCAACACCUACAAGCAGCACAGAAGAACUCCCUCCACAUCAAGCACUCUGACAUACUCCCCUCGUGAUGAGGACGAUGGAAUGCCUCCCAUCGGCACUCCCAGGAGGUCUGAUUCAGCCAUUUCAAUUCGGUCUCUCCAUUCCGAGUCCAACAUGUCUCUGCGCUCCACUUUCUCUCUGCAUGAAGAGGAGGAAGACUUGGAGCCGCAGGUGUUUGCUGAGCCGCCGUCUGUAAAACUGUGCUGCCAGCUGUGCUGCAAUGUCUUCAAGGAUCCGGUCAUCACCACAUGUGGGCACACAUUCUGCAGACGCUGUGCCUUGACUUCAGAUAAGUGCCCCGUAGACACAGCAAAGCUAACUGUUGUUGUGAACAACAUUGCGGUGGCCGAGCAGAUUGGCGAGCUGUUCAUUCACUGUAAAUACGGCUGCAGAGCAGCAACCAACGGCCCAGGUGGAGCUGCAGCUUCUACAGCCUCAGUGGCUGGGAAACCCGGGGCCUACGAGGUGGACCCCCUGGGCUGCCCGUUCACUAUCAAACUGUCCAGUCGCAAAGAACAUGAAGCAAGUUGUGACUACAGGCCGGUGCGGUGUCCCAACAACCCCUCCUGCCCCCCGCUGCUCACCAUGAAUCUGGAGGCCCACCUCAAGGAAUGUGAGCACAUCAAAUGUCCACACUCCAAAUAUGGCUGCAUAUUCAUAGGAAACCAGGACACGUAUGAAACCCACCUGGAGGUGUGCAAAUUUGAGGGUCUAAAGGAGUUUCUCCAGCAGACAGAUGACAGGUUCCAUGAAAUGCAGCUGGCUCUGUCUCAGAAGGAUCAAGAUAUUGCCUUCCUGCGCUCCAUGUUGGGCAAACUCUCUGAGAAGUUGGAUCAGCUGGAAAAAAACCUGGAGCUUAAAUUUGAUAUGUUGGACGAGAAUCAGAGUAAACUCAGCGAGGACCUGAUGGAGUUUCGUAGAGAUGCCUCCAUGCUAAACGAUGAGUUGUCUCACAUCAACGCCAGGCUCAACAUGGGAAUCCUUGGCUCCUAUGACCCACAGCAGAUCUUCAAAUGUAAAGGGACAUUCGUCGGCCACCAGGGUCCAGUCUGGUGUCUCUGUGUGUACUCUACUGGAGACCUGCUUUUCUCUGGCUCAUCUGAUAAGACAAUUAAGGUGUGGGACACCUGCACUACUUAUAAGUGUCAGAAAACCCUGGAAGGUCAUGAUGGCAUUGUCCUGGCUCUGUGCAUUCAGGGAAACAAGCUGUACAGUGGAUCUGCUGAUUGCACCAUCAUCGUGUGGGACAUCCAGACCUUGCAGAAAGUGAAUACUAUCCGUGCCCAUGACAACCCUGUGUGCACGCUGGUCUCCUCCCACAACAUGUUGUUCAGCGGCUCCCUCAAGGCCAUUAAGGUGUGGGACAUUGUUGGGACGGAGCUGAAGCUGAAGAAGGAGCUGACAGGACUAAAUCACUGGGUGAGAGCCUUGGUGGCCUCCCAGAACCACCUGUACAGUGGCUCAUAUCAGACCAUCAAGAUUUGGGACAUCCGCUCCCUGGAGUGUGUUCAUGUCCUCCAGACCAGCGGGGGCAGUGUCUACUCCAUCGCCGUCACCAACCACCACAUCGUAUGUGGCACCUAUGAAAACCUCAUCCAUGUGUGGGACAUUGAGUCGAAAGAGCAGGUCCGAACCUUGACAGGCCAUGUUGGAACAGUCUACGCCCUGGCUGUCAUAUCCACCCCAGACCAGACUAAAGUGUUCAGCGCCUCCUACGAUCGCUCCCUCAGGGUGUGGAGCAUGGACAACAUGAUCUGUACCCAAACCCUGCUCAGACACCAGGGCAGUGUAACGGCACUGGCUGUCUCCAGGGGGCGCCUCUUCUCUGGAGCUGUGGACAGCACCGUCAAGGUGUGGACUUGCUGAAGGAACUGUUGGCUCUGUAAACAUCCAGCAGACUUUAUACUCCAGUAACUUCUCUGAAUAUGACUGACUUCAUUCACCGUGGCCUCAACACCAGUUCUCCAUUUCCAUGUCUGGGUUGGACCAGACGAGCCUCCUUCUAGUUGCAUUUAACCUGACAGAAUGGAGCAGAACGCAGACACCUGCUCGCUGCUUAUAGACACUCCUCUUGUUUAAGGACUGUACUAAUGAUGACUGAUGCCUCUUGUUCAAAUACUGCUUUCACUCCAAAUAUUUAACUUCUUUAUGUGGCGUUUAAAGAUGUUCCUGUUGUGGUUUUUACUCUAAACUUUAGGCUUGAUCAAUGAAGAAUCAGACCUAAACUGGUGAGCACUGGUUUCAUCUUCAAUGUAUUGGUUUUUUUUUUUAAGCCUGUAUAAGCGGCCUUUAUAAAACACACCUAAGAAGUGAAGGAUCCAUAAAGUUUCUAUUAGUGCCAUGAUGAGGUUACAUCAGAGCCACUCAACGCUUGUACAGUUAUAUAAAAUGUUGCAUUGACCAGCAAGAAGACGGUCCUUGUGCAUGCAUGUGAUGUCCCUGUUGAAGCGGAAAUAAUGAGUGCCAUAUAUUUGAGUUACACUACUUUCUCAUACCCAACAUUAAUAAACAGCAACCUCCAGAAUAACACGACCUAAGCGGUUAAUUGUAAAUGACUUUUGAAAAACCCGCAAAAAGGCAGAGAUAGAAGACAUUUGAGGACCCAUAUUGGGUUAAAAAUACUGAAAAUUAUAAUAUACAGACUGUUGAUAUGAUUUACAUAUUCCAUGUUUUAGCUAAUGAGUUUUUAAAGUGUUUUUAUUUCAGCUCAUAUUGACUAGCUUUUAUACAGAAGAAAGAAAGAAUGAGACAAAGUGUCUUCACUGAUCUGGGUUCAAGGGUUUCUUGCAUACCUGUAAUCAUUUAAGGUGGAGUUGAUCACUGGUCAAUAAAAAAAUUGUACUCUGA